Messenger RNA from Paramormyrops kingsleyae, 10715 nucleotides. It is a transcript of the gene tulp4a, whose product is annotated as TUB like protein 4a. Gene Ontology annotation, molecular function: protein binding. The record is from RefSeq and is a predicted model, not a curated record. Lineage: Eukaryota; Metazoa; Chordata; Actinopteri; Osteoglossiformes; Mormyridae.
GGCGACCGACAAAUCAUGUGACCAUCACGUGACCCCGGAGUGGGCCCAGCAGAGUGGCACCAACACAAGAGACGAGAGAACGCUCGAAGGGAUUCCCGACGCUGAUUGGUGGCGAGCAGGGUGACGUAAUGACGUUGCCAAGCGAAGGGACAUUCCUGCGGAUGGACAGUUGACACACUGUUUCAAGUUGACUUGGACAGGGCGGACAUUGACACAGCAGGCGAGCCGUCCAGGGACGGAUAAGACAAGUGCUAUCAUACACAGGAUGUUGCCUGGGUAUUUUUUAGGCUUAGAUUUUAAUCUGCUGAACAUCUGAGAUCGAAUUCAGCUUUUUGUUUAGCAGCGUGAGACAAGCUCGGUUGCCAGAGUGUUCAGGUGCAAUUUAAAGGAUUUGGGAACCGCGAGGACAGGAAAAUCCAGGAAUUGUUUUUUUUUUUUUUUUUUUUUUACGUCAUGCACUGUCACUAAAGUGUUUACCUCUGUCAGUUACUUAUUGUAUGAAAUCAAGAUUCCUAUCAAGUUACUGUCAGCUUUUAACUGUGCUUUUAUGGUCAACUGAAUGGAAGACUGUACAUUCGCAUAACCUUAUUUGCAUAGCUUAAGGUUUUCUAGAUUAGUUGUAAAAAAUUUGCCAUCGCCUUGAAUUUUAAAAAAUCAACAGCUGACAGUAGGUCAUCUAGAGAAAUCCCAAUGUCUUCGCGUAAUUAGGUUUGUAUGCUGGGAUCCUUGGUAGAUGUGACUUUGCUACAUUUUAACGCAUCAGAAUGACCUGAAUAGUGUGCCUUUUAUUUAUGCAAUUUUUAAAAGCUUCUGUCAAACGUCUCUGCACCCAUAAACUCUCAGUAGGAAGCCGUCUAUCCUCUUUGGAUUUAAUGGAAUGUUCUCAGGCAUUUUCGAGUUCGAUCAUUGCUCUGGGUAGACCCUGAGGUGCUCGGUUCGGCGUGGCAUUCGAGUCGUCUGGGAUAUCCCGGCUUAUUACUAUGCAGCGCUCCUCCGCUCGGGGUGCCAGCACUGACCCGGUCCACCGCAAGCGCUAAGCCAGUCACGCCGAGUUAGGCUUAUAAGACAGAUCUUUCCCCUGCGGCUCCCUCCCACCACUUGGGGGCCCCGGUCACUCAAGGAGGGAUGUUCGCGGCGGUGGAGCAUGGCGCCGUUCUCUGCAGCGACUCCAAUAUCCUGUGCCUGUCCUGGAAGGGCCGCGUGCCUAAGAGCGAGAAGGAGAAGCCCGUGUGCCGUAGGCGCUACUACGAGGAGGGCUGGCUCGCCACGGGAAAUGGGAGGGGGGUCGUCGGGGUCACUUUCACCUCCAGCCACUGCAGACGGGACCGGAGCACGCCGCAGAGAAUCAACUUCAACCUGAGGGGACACAACAGCGAGGUGGUGCUGGUGCGCUGGAACGAGCCCUUUCAGAAGCUGGCCACGUGUGACACAGACGGCGGUAUAUUUGUGUGGAUCCAGUAUGAGGGCCGCUGGUCGGUCGAGCUGGUGAAUGACCGUGGAGCUCAGGUUAGUGACUUUACCUGGUCCCACGACGGCACGCAGGCCCUCAUCUCCUACCGGGACGGCUUCGUGCUGGUGGGCUCGGUCAGUGGCCAGAGACACUGGUCCUCUGAGAUCAACCUGGAGAGCCAGAUCACGUGCGGCAUCUGGACGCCCGACGACCAGCAGGUGCUGUUCGGCACGGCAGAUGGCCAGGUGAUCGUCAUGGACUGCCAUGGCCGCAUGCUGGCCCACAUUCUUCUACACGAGUCGGACGGGAUCGUCGGCAUGUCCUGGAACUACCCCAACUUCCUGGUGGAGGACAGCAACGAGAGCGACACCGACUCGGAUGAUUAUGUUCUGCCCCAAGUGCACCACCUAAAGCCUCUGCUGACUGUCAGCUUCACAUCUGGGGACAUCAGCCUGAUGAACAACUACGACGACCUCUCCCCCGCCAUCAUCCGCUCGGGGCUCAAGGACGUCGUGGCACAGUGGUGCUCCCAAGGGGACCUGCUGGCGGUGGCCGGCAUGGAGAGGCACGGCCUGACCUCCGACCCCACGUGCGCCCCUCCAUUGCCCAGGAACGCCCUCGUGAAGUUCUACAACAUCCACGGAGAGCACAUCUACACGCUGGAGACGCCAGCUCAGCGGCCCAUCAGCACCCUGUGCUGGGGCCACCGGGACUCGCGGCUCUUCCUGGCGUGUGGGCCGGCGCUGCACGUGGUGCGGGUGGAGCACCGGGCGGCCAGCCUGCAGCUACUGUGCCAGCAGGGCAUCGCCAGCGCCCUACGGGACGAGAAGGACGUCGGCAAACUGACCGUGCCGGCGCGACUCUGCGCCUUUGUCUCGGCGGCCUUUGCCCCCACCAUCAAGCCGCCCAUUCCGGACCCCAACAACAUGCGCGACUUCGUCAGUUAUCCCACGACGGGUAAUGAGCGGCUGCACUGCACCAUGAAACGUACGGAGGAUAACCCCGAGGUAGGCGGGCCCUGCUACACCCUCUACCUGGAGUACCUGGGCGGCCUGGUGCCCGUCCUCAAGGGCCGGCGAAUCAGCAAGCUGAGGCCCGAGUUCGUCAUCAUGGACCCCAAGACCGACGGCAGGGCGGACGAGGUAUAUGGAAACAGCUUCAUCUCCUCCAUGAUCGACAGCUGCAACUGCUCCGACUCCAGCGACAUCGAGCUGAGUGAUGACUGGGUCGGAAAGAAGUCACCAAAGAUUUCCAGAGGAAGCAAGUCGCCUAAGCUACCCAGGAUCAAUAUUGACCCGAGAAAAUCUCCUAAGCUUUCCCGAGCGACACAGGAAAUAUCCCGCUCACCACGGUUACCGAUUCGGAAGCCCUCGAUUGGCUCUCCUAGUCUGACACGCAGGGAGUUCCCACUGGAUGACAUCAUUCAGCAUAAUUACCUUGCUCAGGUCACAUCCAACAUCUGGGGAACGAAGUUUAAGAUUGUGGGGUUGGCCUCCUUCCUGCCCACAAACCUAGGAGCAGUCAUCUACAAGACAAGCCUGCUCCACCUCCAACCCCGGCAGAUGACCAUCUACCUACCGGAGGUGCGCAAGAUCUCCAUGGACUACAUCAACCUGCCUGUUUUUAGCCCCAAUGUCUUCAGUGAGGAUGAGGAUGAUCUGCCAGUGACGGGGCCUUCUGGCGUGGCAGAUGACAACCCCCCAUGCACCGUUAACAUCCCUAUUGCCCCUAUUCAUAGCCCUGCCCAGGCCAUGUCACCCACACAGAGUAUCGGCCUAGUCCAGUCUCUGUUAGCCAAUCAGAACGUUCAGCUUGACAUCUUGACAAAUCCUACCGCGACUGCAGGUGUGGCAGGUGUCUCAGACCACAAUCAGGACACAGCACUGACAGCUCAGUAUUCAGUGCCCACGAGGUACUCCAGUCCUGGGCAAGUGAUAUUUGGGGGUCUGGAGAUGGGACGUCUCUUGGUUGGACCUCAGCAGCAGCAGCAGCAGCAGCAACAGCAACAACAUUCUCAACAUCAUCAACAGCAGCAACAACAACAUCCGCAACAUCAACAGCAGCAACAACAACAUCCGCAACAUCAACAGCAGCAACAACAACAUCCGCAACAUCAACUGCAGCAGCAACAACAUCCGCAACAUCAAUUGCAGCAGCCGCAACAUCCGCAACAUCAAUUGCAGCAGCCGCAACAUCCGCAACAUCAAUUGCAGCAGCCGCAACAUCCGCAACAUCAAUUACAGCUGCCGCAACAUCAAUUGCAGCUGCCGCAACAUCAAUUGCAGCUGCCGCAACAUCCGCAACACCAAUUGCAGCUGCCACAACAUCCGCAACACCAAUUGCAGCUGCCGCAACAUCCGCAACAUCAAUUGCAGCAGCCGCAACAUCCACAGCAUCAACUGCAGCAACAACAACAUCUACAACAUCAGCAACAGCAACAUCUACAACAUCAGCAGCAGCAACAGCAACAUCCACAACAUCAACAGCAGCAACAUCAACAGCAGCAACAUCAACAGCAGCAACAUCAACAGCAGCAACAUCAGCAACAUUCACAUCAACAUCAGCAUCAUCAGCCGCAUCACCAUCAGCACCAGCAUCAACAGCAACAACAUCCACACCAACAUCAGCAACAGCAUCAACACCAACUUCAGCAGCAACAUCAACAUCAGCAAAAUCAGCAACACCAACAUCAGCACCACCAUCAGCAGCAACAUCUACAUCAACAGCUGCAGCAUCAACAACUGCAGCAUCAUCAGCAUCAACAACUGCAGCAUCAACAUCACCAGCACCAACAGCAGCCACACAUAACUCAACAGCUGCAGCACCAUCAUCAGCAACAUCCACCCCAGCAACAGAUUCAGUCUCAGCAACAUCAACAGCAGCAGACGCACCAACAGUUUCAGCAGAAUCAACAGCAGCUGCUGCAGCAGCAUCAGCAGAUCCAGCAGCAGCAGCUGCAAAUCCAACAGCAGAUCCAGCACAUGCAACAGCAGCAGCAGCAGAUCCAGCAACAGCACCAACAGCAACUGCAGCAGCACCACCUGCAGAUGCAACAGCUUCAGAUUCAGCUGCCCCCACCACUUCCUUCUAGCCAGCCCCCAUCUUCUUUGCAUCAGCUCCAGGGCACGUUGCAGCUGCCCCACCCCUCCAGCGACCACAGUACAGAUCGAGGGGAGCAUGAACACCUGCUGAAGGUCAAGCCGCUGCGCUCCGUGCCGCAGCUCGCUGAUGGCGAUGCCUUGGUUUUUAGUGCCCCCCUGGAGCUCAGCAAGAUGAAUCCGCCUCCUCCCUACCCAGGCACAGUAGCCGGUGCUGUCGCCAUGGCAGCAGCCUCCACCAACCCUACAGGUGUGGCAGCAGCAGCCUCUCCUGCUGGUGCCUCACCUCUGCCGGUAGACCUCUGCCUGAAGAAGAGCGAGUUUUCACUGUACCCACCGGCCCCACCGUACCAGACUCCACUGGGCUAUGAGAGAAUCACCACAUUUGACAGCAGCGGCAAUGUGGAAGAGGUGUGCCGGCCACGCACCAGGCUUGUGUGCAACCAGAGCGUGUACACGCUGCAGGGCCCAGGCAGCUCUGCCACCCUGAGGGUCACAUCCUCCUCUGAAGGUAAGAAGGUGCAGCUCCCAUAUACAUCUGCCACACUCAACCGGCUCACAGUGCCACGCUACUCAAUUCCAAGCGGGGACCCACCCCCGUACCCCGAUCCUGCCAAUCAGACAGGUUCUGCGCGAAGCCCCAUACAGCGGAUAGACAGCAGCCUGAUCCAUGCUACACUGCGGCGAAACGGCAGGGAGAGGGAUGUGGUAAUCAAGGCCUCCCAGAUGAUGGAGGCCCAACGGACCUUACCUACCAAGUCCAAGGCCAGUGCACUAGCAGCCUCCUACCAGCAAAGGACCGCCACAGCCUUGUACACGUGUAGCCAAUGCAGCAGUGGUGGCACUAAUGGAGGAGCGACUGCAGCCAGUGUUGGUGGGGGCAGCGGGAUAACCGGGGGGACCAUCAUUCGACAGGACUUCCCAGUAGGGGCUGCGGCUCAGCACAGCACGGUAAUGGUGCACUCUGGCAGUGCCUCACCUCUCACCUCUCAGUCCUCGUACAACUUGCUGAGUUCGCUGGAUGGCAGCCGGGACCGGACGGACUACGUCAACUCAGCCUUCACCGAGGACGAGGCUCUCAGCCAGCAAUGCCAGCUGGAGAAGUCUCUGCGCCACAUGGCCCUGGGGGAAGUUGGCCUUACGGUGAAGCGGCCCCCGCCUUACCAGUGGGACCCAGCUACUACCGAGGAGAUAUGGAUUCCCCAGGAUCGGGCUACCCUUUCCGCACCCCCUGGGCCCCAUAAGCCCCCACCGCUCUUCCUCGGGCCUGCCCCACACGUGGACGUGUCCCGGCUGCCAUUCGUCCUCUCGCCUAAGUCCCCUACAAGUCCUGGUGGUGCUGCGGCCUUCCAGGCUGGUGGAUAUCAGGUCUCCAUACCCUUCCCUACAACCCCCAAUCCAUAUGGUGGGCCCCAGCUGCAGGCCAUGCCACCUCCCCCUCAGUCCUGCUCCCCCAAAGAAGUUGUGACACCCCUGCCCUUUCCUCAGCAGGACCCUGCCAUAGUGAUGCCACCUGGGUAUCCCCCAACUCUGGCCUGCUGCCAGCUGCCCCCAAUGUACCCAGGGGCCAGCUCUUGCACUGCUCUUUCGCUGCCCCCCAUUGCCCUGCAUCCUUGGAACCCCUAUAGCCCCUGCCCCCCUGUGCAGAAUCCCUCAGGAACCCUGCCCAGUAAGUCCCACCUGGUUGUAGAAAAGCCUGUCCUCCCACCACCUCCCCCAGCUGAGCUUCCGAACCCCACAAGCCCCCCAGAGGCAGUGGCAGCUGCAGCAGCAGCUGUGGCAGCAGAGACUACAGACAGCUUCCAGGAGGUGCUGUCCCUGAGUGAGAGUCCGGUGCCACAGAGAUCCGACAAAUUCGGAAAGAAGAGCCGCAAAAGGCUAGAUAGUCGUGCUGAGGAGGCCAGUGUGCCUGCCAUUACGGAGGGAAAGGCAAGGAAGGAGGGCCGCGUGCUUGGUGACUUCAACUCACUCAUCUCCAGCCCCAGGCUGGGCCGGGAGAAGAAGAAACCCAAGAACCAGAAAGAGCAACAGAAGUCCAAGAAGCUUAACAAGACUAAUGAGUUCCAGGAUAGUUCCGAGAGCGAGCCGGAGCUCUUCAUCAGCGGCGAUGAGCUCUUGAACCAGAGCCAGGGGAAUAAGAAGGGCUGGAAGAGCAAGCGCAGCCUACGCACGGCCAGCGAGCUGGAUGACUUCAAGGGCCGCAAGGCCAACGAGAAGGAGGACCGGGGCUUAGGCAGCCAAGGCUUUGUGUACGUCAUGGCAAACAAGCAGCCACUCUGGAAUGAAGCCACGCAGGUUUACCAGUUGGACUUCGGGGGAAGGGUCACACAGGAAUCAGCCAAAAACUUUCAGAUCGAGCUGGAGGGAAGACAGGUGAUGCAGUUCGGCAGGAUCGACGGCAAUGCCUACAUCCUGGAUUUUCAGUACCCGUUCUCAGCCGUGCAGGCCUUCGCCGUUGCUCUGGCCAAUGUCACCCAGCGGCUGAAGUGAGCCUCCACCUUCUGCUGGAAGAGAUGGGCACCGUGAUGUGGAAAAGCCAUUGUGGCCAAGCUGCUGUACCCAAAGCUGCAAUGGAGUGUGGGAUGGGUACUUUGGAUGUUUAGCAGGUGAUGGACGUGUCAUUUUCGGUCACCUUGUGGGACACAGGCUCCUCUUUCCGUGGCUGUUUUGCGGAUAGAUGCUGGCCAGGCUUACAGGGGCCAGUGGAAUUAGACUGUCCUCGUUACUGACUGCCUUACAUCAUUUGAUUUGUUUCCUAUGAAUACUGUUAGUUUUUUCAGUCUGGUUUUUAAAACACAAAACAGUAAUACUUGAAAAUUAUGAGUCGCUUACUUACAGACCUUACGCGUACUACUGGGCACUGAAGUCGUGAGCUGUCUGAAAAUAUCAGAACGUUGUGGUUACAGUUUUUAGCUUUACUCUAAACAGGUCACGUUUUGAACUGAAACGUUAUGCAUCUUUCAGAAUUUUUGGGUCAGCGAUUCUUUCGUUUAGGCCUGCUGGUUUAGUGGUUGCAGAGCGUCAAAGAUGGACAUUAAACAACCAUUUUGAACUUUCGAAACUGAACCUCAUGAUGUUUUUUUUUUAUUAUUAUUAUUAUUAUUAUUUUUAAGGUCCCGAGGGUAGUACUUGAAACAAAAAAAGAAGAAAGUAAUGUCAAAGAUGGUCUUACUUUUUUUUUCCUUGGAAGGUGUGAGUUUGCAGAAUUUGUCUGGAAAUACAGCUCAGCACAUUAACACGUUUCACGAUUUUGUUUUAGUGAGAUCUAUUUAAUUGUGUAUUGUCCAUAAUAUUUUAAUUGUAGUGGUAGGUAGUCCUUUACAUUUAUGUAGCAUUAAACAAUCUUAGUACCUUGUUUACAGAUGUUUUUGGGGGAGACAGGAGGUAAAUUAGCCUGUUUUAUUUGAAAGGUAAAAUGGUGGGAUGGAAGUGUAGUAAAAACUAGGGUUUGGUGCACAGUUGAUCUGGACUGUGUGGAGGAGGUGAGCAAUUAGGAGAUAGAUUUUCUGAUACUAAGCAGCUGCCACUUCUGUGAAGUGAUUUUGUUUUUUUUUCUAGGCACAUUUGACUUGUCUUUCUUGACAUGUAAGCAAGGUACAGGGGUUGUAUGUUUCACCUGUCAUUUCACCAUAUAAACACUUGUCAAAUACCAUUGUAUCAUUGUAAUGUGCCUAGCCCAUGAAAUUCAAUUGAGAGGAUGUUAAACGUAUAACUAAUAUGACCUUUAUAGUUCGUAAUUGAUGUGUGAUUGAGGCCACGGACAACUGUAGAGAUAAACCUUAAGAGCAGUUGAUGAAAGCCCAUAAAAUGGACCGUUUCGGACUACCCGGGAACACUGGUUUUUAAUUUGCAUAAUGUGUCACAUUGUUCCUUACGGCGUGCUGCCAGCUGACAAGGUGUCCAGGUGCUCGCGCUUCGGGUCACAUGACGUGCCACUCAUUCGUGGCUGUUCUUUGCCGUCCGAUCCUUUUCCCUGAGCCCUGAUCUGAGAUCAGCGUUAUUAGGUAAUGGGGAAUGAAACGAAACACAGUGGAGUAAGACGAGGGAGCAUUUCAGAGAGAUAUCAGACUCCGCAGUGUUUUAUUAGGUGUAUUGAAUCAUUUUGUUUCCUCAGGUUCAUGCUUUAAUACCACUGGAGAUCAGGAAAGCAGGGGGAAUGAUCCCUAAAUCAAUGCCAAAGGCUGAAAACUGUCAGGGGCAUGAAAGAUCUUUAUAUGUGCCGUGUACUGAAAUGCGCUUAAAUAGAUUUAUGUAUCGCCAACAUGCCGACUGACCCCCCCCCCCCCCCCCUCGUGUCAUGUGGUACCCAGUUCCAUUCACUGAGGUCCGCAACCCAACCUCAACCCGCUAACCACAACCACGGUCCUGUGUAAACGAGUAAAAUGUGCCAUUAUAUGUUCUUUUGGCAUCGCAUUCCCUGCGUGUUUCUUGGUGGCAUCGCAUUCCCUGCGCGUUUGGUGGUGGCUGGUUUUACUCCCGAUCCGGCACGGCACGCUGGAUGGGCAUACACGGUGCAUUUCUGGGCUGUGCGUCGCUCCAUGCAGAACUGUGCGCUGUCGUGUUGGGAUCGUACUUCACCAUACAAGAGCUUUCUGAUGACAUUCUGUGGGAGAGUAUCAGGCUGACCUGAAGGAUUUCUUUAUUUUAUUUUAAUUUUUGUUGGAAAGAAAAAAAGUCUUGUCAUGUUUGUGAUAAAUGAAGCAAAACGUCUAGCAAUUCAGUGUAAGCUUUGCGGCGAGGAAAGGACAGACUUUCAUCCGUAUGUUCGUUUGCUUUCGUUCCCCAGAUUGACCAUUUUAGUUGUGCAAUAUUUCCGACAAAGCUAAUUUCUUUUGCUGUUGCAUUCUGGCACUACUUUUUACAGGAGAAAAGUGGACGUGUAACGCGAACAUCUCAUUCAUAUAUUAGUCUUCACAUUUUAUUUAUACGGAUAUCUUAUGAUAGUUGAUGUAUAUAAUUUGUGGAUUUGCUGAAGAGUUCCUUGUGUUUAAACGAUCUGUUACCAGUGUAAUGUGGGGGGGAGGGGUUGACUUUGCCUGUUGUGUAAGACUGAUUGGGACGCCACAGGAAGAAAAUUAGUUGACAGUGUGUGCUUGAGUGUAGUACUUUAGUGUAGUUACACAGGACCUGUCUGUCCAGUAAAGUCUGUUAGUGUCCAUUGUGAGGUACACCGAUCCCAGUGUUAUAUCUAUAUAUACAGUAAAUAUAUUGCUUUUGUCAGCAUGAAUGCCAAACCAUACGAUUUUCUUUUUGAGAGUGUUCGUUUUACUUUUUCUUCAUUUUUAAGUAGUGCAUAUGGCACGUUCACAUGACGGUUGAUAAUUUUGAUUUUAAGGCAACUUUUACAAUGACGUUACUGGUUUUUGGAUUUUUUCCGCUAUUGACAGCCUAAAAGGUGAGCUGCGUAAGAAUUAAGGUUACCUUAUUAAAAUCCAACCGAUGAAGUAAUCUGUACUGGACAGUGUAGAAUGUGGCAUUCAUUUGAUAUAACCGUGCUUCAUAGAUGUAGGCUAAAAGUAAAAUACUUGAAAAAAACCAAAAUAAGUUUUUUUUUUUUGUCAGAUUUGAUAACUGAAUGUUAUAGUUUGUGUUAAUAAGGCAUGCCAUUUAAGUUAUUUCGCGGUUAUGUAUGUUUUACGUUAUUUUAGAAAAACGUGAUGGAUGGUAAUAAGCAUGAAUUUGCUGUCGGUUUCAAAGACACAGGCUGCUGUGGCUAAAUCUGGAAACGGCAUUUGUGUUUGGUUAUAAAUACAUUGUUUUUUUUAGUUUACUAGAAGAGCGGUCAUUCACAUGAAUAAGAAGUUUUCUUUGUCUUUAAACCGUUUACCCACAAUGCACUUGGGUUGGACCAGGCUGUAGCUGGUAAGGGGGGAGGGGGGUUGUGACUCUUGUGGGGUGUCCAUAUUGAUGCUGACUUUCUCCAUUUGUAAAGUACUGUCUGAUAAAGAGGAAUGCUAAAAUGUCCUUUUUGUGUUUUCUUUUCCUUUUUCUUCCCAAUAUGCAGACCUAAAAUGGUACAAUUAUAACUAAUGUAACUGGCAGGUGCCAGGUUUUGUAUUGUACUGUAAAACGAACGUUUUGUUUAAUUGAGUUUUGUUUGUUUCCCUAGAAAUGGAGUUGUCAGUUGUUCAGCUGUUGCUUAAUAAAACGUGCAGGUUGAUAAUUUC